Molecule: messenger RNA, 720 nt
Organism: Macrosiphum euphorbiae (potato aphid)
Lineage: Eukaryota; Metazoa; Arthropoda; Insecta; Hemiptera; Aphididae
Source: the annotation of a GenBank genome assembly
AUGAAUAAUUCACUUAUUUUAGUAUUUUUGGUUGCAUUAUUCUGGUGUUCAAGUAUUCAGACUGAUAUUUACCCUGAAGUAAAUUUAGCUAAAAAUGUGGAAAUAAGCGACACGUAUUAUAAAAACUGCGCACCAUCGGUUACUUGCAAUAGCACUUCUAAAUAUAGAACCAUUGAUGGAACGUGCAAUAACUUAGAAAAUCCAUUAUGGGGUUCAACUAAUACUCCUUAUAUUCGACUGGGUCCAGCUUAUUACGAUGAUGAAAAAUAUGCAGAAGCAAUUUCUGAUUUAAAACACCAGUUCAAGUUGAGGUUCUCAGAUUUCAAAGCUAAUGAAACAUAUUUUAAUUUGUUUUCAAUUCCAUUUUCAUUACCAGUUGAAGAUGUCCCAGAAAACAUGCAAAUUGAGAUCAUUGAUUUACAAAACAAUAAAGUAUUAAAAGAAAAGUACAAUUAUGUUGAACUUUCAAUUUUUUCUUCAAAAUAUAUUAACACAGAGACAUAUCCUAAUCUUCGAAACAACGCAUUAAGAAUGAUGUCUCUUUUUGGCAGUACUUACACUUGUGAACAUAUUUUUUCACGAAUGAAAAUUGUCAAAUCGAAAAAUAGAGUUCGGUUAACUGACAGUCACUUGGAAAGUUCACUUAGAAUUGCCUCGUCGCAGAUCCAACCAAAUAUAAACAAAUUAGUUAGUGAAAAACAGUGUCAGUUAUCACACUAA